CUCCAAACGGAUAAACACACAACAAGAUAUGAGUGUCACAGAUACUUAAUCUUAUCGAUUAGCUUUUUUAGAAACCAGCGAAUUAAUACGAGCCUUAGAGAAGGAAUCGCGUGUUGAGAGAGACUCUCGCUGGGUCGUUCCCAGUUUCACGCGACAUGGUUUCAUCAAUCGAUUGAGCAGGUUUUGAGUACGGAUUUUGUUGUUUUUCUGGUCGAUUUUCCCAUCUACGGCUAAUCUCGAGCUUAGAUUUGAAGUUGGAAGGUUGUUUUUGAGGCCAGAGACCCAUAGAAGGGAGAGGAAGACUGCGUGGUUACUGUUCACGCCGCAGGUGUUUUCUUGGUUACUAUGUUGAUUUCUAUGUUGCUUUGUUGCUCCUGGGUCGAAAUUCUCAUAAUACCAUUUCCGAGCUUCGUUUUGGGUUUAGAAAGAAAUACGCCGGUCAAAAACUAAAGUACGAGAGUUUGAAUCGUUGUUUGUUACUGUAUUCUGUGCUGUUUCUGUCGUUGUUAGCGUUUUGAGUUCCAAGAAGUUUUCUGGUUGUUUCUGCUAUUUCUGGAUUUAGUUGGGCAAACUUUCUAAUUUGGGUUGUCUGCUAUUUCUGGAUUUAGCUGGGCGAUCACACGGGUGUUCGCUGGUUGCUGUUACGAAUACUGGUUUUCGCAGAUGGCUCUGGGUUCCAUUUUCUGUUUUUGAGUUCCCAACAAUUGAAUUUGAGUUUUCCGCACAUUUGCAAUGGGGAGAAACAAAAUGAAUCGUGAUUUCAGGCUUACCAGGUCAAAGGCUGCAAACUUUGACAUCCUGGCAGAUUGUGAUGAAGAAUUCCCUACUUUGGGAAACUCUUUGGCUUGUCCUGGGAGCACUAAAAGUGCUGGACCUGCUGCAAUAUUGACCCCAACACCUGCUAAGGUUACUGGGAAAAAUGCUACCAGUUUGAUGGAAAACCAACUGCCUAAGCAAACUGAAAUCUCUGGGAAGAAGGUGAACCAGGCAGUAGGGGUGAUUUCCUCUUCACAUGAAACUGAGCACCAAACUGUUAAAGAACUGGGAGCUAGGCCUCGGAGUAAUCUGUUUAAGGACAAUAGGAAUCCUGCACAUGGAAUCAAGCUGAGAUAUAUUCCGCCAAAAGGUAAUGAGUUGGACUUUUCUGAUAAUGUUUUGCCAUACAUGGUUGAUAUGUGGGGUCAUUGCCUUGUUGGGUGCUUCACAGAUAGAUUCCCCGGUCUUAAAGCUAUUCAUGAAUUGAGAUCAAAAUGGAAUGUCAACUGUCUGAUAAGAACCCACGAUAAGGUCUGGGUUACCUUCAAAUUUCAAAAUGAAUUGGAUAGGACUAAGGUGCUAAAUGAAGGGCCAUAUACCGUGUUUGGAAAACAACUAAUCCUAAAGGUACUUUCUGAUGACUUCUCAUUUGAGGAUGAGGAGUUUCUCAAAGUGUACCUAUUUGGGUUAAAUUUCCUAAACUACCUUGGAAAUUAUGGAAUGAUGAGGCCAUGAGUGAAGUAGCAUCGAUGGCUGGUAUUCCGCUGACUACAGAUAAGGUAACCCAAGAAAAGAUGAAUCACAACUUUACUAGAGUCCUAAUUGAGGUAGAUAUUUCGAAACCACCACAACUUUCAUUUCCUAUACGUUUAUCUUCCCGUAAGAUAUUCCAACAAGAGGUGGUAUACGAAACAUUCCCCAAUUAUUGUUUCCAUUGCAAGACAUACGGGCACCACCCGUUCAUCUGCAAAAACUGAUCCCACCUAAAGAUGACAAAUCUGCCCAACAAGAUAUUGGGAAAACAAUUUCUACUGCCCAGGAAGCACCUCUGCUGGAACCUGCCGCUGUGUUGGACGCUGGAACUGCGUUGGAAGUUGCUGAUUUGGAUGCUACUGCGGUUGUAGCUACUGCUGCGUUUGAAAGACCCGCAGUUCUUGCUCCACAAGCUGCUACUGCGCUGGAAGUACCCCUCCCGCUGCAACCUGAAACUGAUUUUCAUGUGGAUACUAUUGUAAGGGUGGAGAAAAGUGAGGACAUGCGGGCUGCACCAGUACAGGUCGAACCGGUUGUGCCGGAGUCUACUCCCGAGCCUACCACGCCAUUGCUUGCUGCCAAAGAGAAGAAUGUUGCAAAAAGAAAAAAGUUUCGAAGAAGUAUUGGAUAUAUUAUGGUGGGAGGAAAAUAUACAUCAGGGAAAAAGAAAAAGGAUAAAAAUUAUCGUGACUGGGUUAGAGAUGCAAGACUGCAUGUUUACAUGGAGAUUUGUUUAGUUGAUUUUGUGCGCUGCUACAGUAGCUAUGCCACACAAGGAACACCUGAUUUCUGGGUGGUUUGUUGAUUUGUGAAGAUGCUUUUUGUUAGUCCCUGUUUCUGUAACAGCAAUGAAUAAUCGAUCUAACAAGGAAGAUUAAACGUAAAGAUGAACAAAGAAUGAAUCACCGUAAAACCUUCUUUGAUAAACCGUGGAACGUACAGCAGAAUGAUAUAAGCGUAAGGCUAUGAAUAAUAAGUACGACGUUCAGCCUUUUCCUAAACCUCGGCUCCCUUUUUAUAGGCGAGGUUUAGGUUAGGCGUUCCAGGCUUUUGGCCUGUUUAAAUGGGCCUAACACUUGGCCUGAUUUCUAUCUAAUUUAUGCACUAUUUAAAUACAAGGAUUAAAUAUAAAGCUAAUCUAUGACCAACUUGAUUCACAAUUAAAUAUCUCCAACAAUCUCACCCUUUGUGAU
Cuscuta europaea is the source of this 2702-nucleotide messenger RNA. The record is from the annotation of a GenBank genome assembly. NCBI's taxonomy places the organism in Eukaryota, Viridiplantae, Streptophyta, Magnoliopsida, Solanales, Convolvulaceae.